Molecule: messenger RNA, 474 nt
Organism: Ilex paraguariensis (yerba mate)
Lineage: Eukaryota; Viridiplantae; Streptophyta; Magnoliopsida; Aquifoliales; Aquifoliaceae
Source: the annotation of a GenBank genome assembly
AUGGUGCAACCCAAGAAAAGGAGGCAAGUUAUUUAUGUAGGCAUUGUAUGGGGCAUUUGUUAUUUGGAGUCUAGGCAAGCAAGGGUACCUCUUCAGCCUCGCAGCAGAAGUAUGAGCUCCCAGACAGGACCUACAAUUAGCCCCCUCAAGUGGAUGGCUUAUGAAGGUUUUCUAAGAGAAAGAGCAGCUAAACGAUCGGAUCAAACAAGUACAGGUAGUUUGACCGCCUUACUUGUCAUUGAAACACAAGCUGGAGACGUAUCGGCCUAUAUUUCCACCAAUGUGAUCUCCAUUACUGAUGAACAAAUCUGUUUAGAAACUAAGCUCGUUGAUCGCGCAAUUAGACCUGCUAUUAACGUCUGCAUAUCUGUCAAUUACGUUGGGUCUGCCGCUCAAUUGAAAGCUAUGAAACAAGUUUGCGGUAGUUCAAAACUAAAAUUGGCAAAAUAUUGCAAAGCGGCUGCCUUUGCUUAA